CCGGGAAAGGUUCCACUCCUCCGGGAUAGAGGGUUGAGUUUUGUAUGCUUCCAUCCCAUUCUGCAAGACGCUAAAGGCCUCUCAUCAACCUCUCCUGUGUCCAGGAACACCUCCAUAGUAAUCAUUUCGUUUAUUUUGUCUUUUGGAGCUGGAGCGCAUUGCCAGAAGUGGUCGAUUCAACUGAAGCUUUUUUUUGUUGUAAAUGCUUGUUGUAUGAUGACUCCAGCUUGAGGAGCCAUCACCAAAAACAAAAAAGUUUUCUUCAAACGCAUUUCGAAUAAAAACUAGAAUAAAACAGAAGCAACUACAACCAUAUCCUGCUAUUUGAAGGACUUCUUCAACGACUAGGAUCACGUUCCAACCAGCUACCGAGAUAGACUACAGUAACCCACUCUGUGAAUUGUUCAUGUCGUGCCAACACAGGACGGGCUCAAGGAGACAGGACUUGUGAACUCAACUGGGACUUUUAUUUCGUUCUACACGUUUUAACUACAACAAACUUAUUUUACUGUUAUUUGUCAACCACCAAGAAGGAAAGAUUGCUCUUCAACAACUACCUUCCUAUUAUUCUCAUUUGGCUGGAGCGGGUUUGUACGAAACUGUUUUAAUGUUUGGAAUUCAGGAAAAUAUAGGCUUACCUAGAGGAGGGACGACAAUGAAAGAGGAACCGCUGGGCAGCGGGAUGAACUCGGUCCGCUCGUGGAUGCACACAUCCGGGGUAGUGGAUGCGAACACAGCCGCCCAAAGCGGUGUGGGUUUGGCUCGGGCACACUACGAGAAGCAACCACCGUCCAACCUCAGAAAAUCCAACUUUUUCCACUUCGUUCUUGCGCUGUAUGACAGACAAGGACAGCCGGUGGAGAUCGAACGGACAGCUUAUGUGGACUUUGUGGAGAAGGACAAAGAACCAAACAGUGAAAAAACUAACAAUGGGAUACACUACAAACUACAGUUACUGUACAGCAACGGUGUCAGAACAGAACAGGAUCUUUUCGUACGAUUAAUCGAUUCCAUGACAAAACAGGCUAUUAUCUAUGAAGGUCAAGACAAAAACCCAGAGAUGUGCCGAGUGCUUCUCACACACGAAAUCAUGUGCAGUCGGUGUUGUGAUAAGAAGAGUUGUGGCAACAGGAACGAGACUCCUUCAGAUCCCGUUAUCAUCGACAGAUUCUUCUUGAAAUUCUUCCUCAAGUGCAAUCAGAACUGCUUGAAGAAUGCAGGAAACCCACGAGACAUGCGCAGAUUCCAGGUUGUUGUAUCAACAACGGUCAACGUGGACGGUCACGUCCUGGCGGUCUCAGACAACAUGUUUGUCCAUAACAACUCCAAGCACGGCAGAAGGGCUCGACGUCUAGACCCUUCUGAAGGUACGGACCCUCCUUAUCUCUAUCAUGGUAGCUACCCCUGCAUCAAAGCCAUCAGCCCUAGUGAAGGAUGGACCACGGGAGGAGCCACAGUCAUCAUCAUAGGAGAUAACUUCUUUGACGGUCUCCAAGUCGUGUUCGGGACGAUGCUUGUGUGGAGUGAGCUGAUUACACCCCACGCCAUCAGAGUGCAGACCCCACCCAGGCACAUCCCAGGAGUCGUGGAAGUCACCCUCUCCUACAAGUCCAAGCAGUUCUGCAAAGGCGCUCCUGGACGAUUUGUCUACACUGCUUUGAACGAGCCAACCAUCGACUACGGCUUCCAGAGGCUACAGAAGGUCAUUCCCAGACAUCCAGGAGAUCCAGAGAGGUUACCGAAG
Oncorhynchus gorbuscha (pink salmon) is the source of this 1744-nucleotide messenger RNA. RefSeq names its product transcription factor COE3-like. Gene Ontology annotation, biological process: regulation of transcription by RNA polymerase II. Gene Ontology annotation, molecular function: DNA-binding transcription factor activity, RNA polymerase II-specific; RNA polymerase II cis-regulatory region sequence-specific DNA binding. The record is from RefSeq and is a predicted model, not a curated record. NCBI's taxonomy places the organism in Eukaryota, Metazoa, Chordata, Actinopteri, Salmoniformes, Salmonidae. The annotation marks the transcript as partial. The transcript is spliced from 11 exons.